Molecule: messenger RNA, 701 nt
Organism: Scheffersomyces coipomensis
Lineage: Eukaryota; Fungi; Ascomycota; Pichiomycetes; Serinales; Debaryomycetaceae
Product: E2 ubiquitin-conjugating protein
Exons: 2
Coding region: 113-526 (137 amino acids)
Biological process (GO): protein K63-linked ubiquitination; DNA damage tolerance
Cellular component (GO): nucleus
Source: RefSeq, a predicted model, not a curated record
GUGAGCAACAGAACAGAUCUGGUUUAAACAAAUCAAUUUUAGAAAAGGAACCAUCUAUAUAUAACUAGUUCAUUAGUUGAAUUGGAUAUACCAGUAGUGAAUUGAUUCAAAGAUGUCGAAAGUUCCAAGAAAUUUCAAACUUUUGGAAGAAUUAGAGAAGGGUGAAAAGGGAUUAGGAGCAGAAUCCAUUUCAUACGGGUUGGCUAAUCAAGAUGAUAUAACAAUGACUUAUUGGAAUGGUACUAUUUUAGGUCCACCUCAUUCCAAUCAUGAAAAUAGAAUUUAUUCCUUGACUAUCAUUUGUGAUGAAACAUAUCCUGAUAAACCACCAAAAGUUAGAUUCACUACUAAGAUUAAUUUACCAUGUGUUGAUAGUGAAGGUCAUGUUAUUAUUAGUAAUUUCGAAACUUUAAAGAAUUGGAAGAGAUCAUAUACUAUGGAAACUGUUUUAUUGGAACUUAGAAAAAGUAUGGCUUUAGCUACUAAUAAGAAAUUACCCCAACCAGUUGAAAACUCAACCUAUUGAAUUCAAAUCCAUAUUAAUGCCUAUCUUUCUUUCUCAAUUGAUUUAUGCCGUUUUCUAUCUAGAAGAUAAAAAAUUGCUAAAUAUCACCUUAAGAAGCAAUCUACUAGUUAUUCAAAUGAUUAUAUAGUAUAUCAUCAGUAUUUUGUAUCAUCUUUAGACAGUCAUCAACGUCUAC